Drosophila persimilis is the source of this 1222-nucleotide messenger RNA. RefSeq names its product mucin-5AC. The record is from RefSeq and is a predicted model, not a curated record. Gene Ontology annotation, molecular function: protein binding. Bases 11 to 1189 code for a protein of 392 amino acids. Lineage: Eukaryota; Metazoa; Arthropoda; Insecta; Diptera; Drosophilidae. The transcript has 2 exons.
CAUCCAGCGAAUGAUGAUGGCCUUGGGCACUCUGCUCCUGGCCCUGAGCCCCGAGGCUGUUGCAGCGAGCAAGUCUUUUUCGCUUGGGAACUGGCGUUUCAAUGAUCCCCACUACUCCAGUGACCAGUACGCCAAGAUAUUGUCGGAGUCCGGCAUUGGCCACGAUCAGGACCACACGGAAAAAGGUGCUGGUAAAGGUGGUGUGGGUCCCCUGCAGAUCCAGUACGUUGACUACCAACCACACUGCGCGUCUGGCGGCGUGCCCGUCUGCGCCACAAAUGGAACGGAUCACUUCUACUUCGAGAACGACUGCCGCUUGGAGGCGCACAACAUGAAGAUGUUGUUUCAGUAUGGCACAGAACUUGAGCCCACGGAGCUUGAGCGCUGCCUGCCCACUUGUCGGACCAUGAAGUGCACGAAGAUCCACCGGCCCGUCUGUGCCGUGGUCGAGAUCGGAGGGGAAGGAAGCGGCGCUCAGACUCCCACUACAUUCCCCAACGAGUGCGAGUUGCGGAGGCACGAGUGCCAGAGAAAACAAGUAAUGCGUAUACUGCACGCCGGACCGUGCCCUCCGCCAACCAAGGGCAGGCGCAAGAAGUUGCGCCGCAACAAGGGAAAGCGGCCAGCAUCCGCAGCAGGAAGCACAGGUCGUCCCAAGGUUUAUGUGAUGCUAGCGCAGUCCCAGCCAUCGCCAAGGACAGGCACGACGACUACGACGCCUACGACAACAAUGUCGACGAUGACGCCAAUCACCAGCAGCACGGCUCCACUGCGGUUCCGUCAGGUGAUGAACUCCGGCAAUCCGAUGGUAUCCGUAUCGCGAGCCAUGGACGCCUACAGUGUCUAUAAUAUAGAUGAUGUGGGUCACGACUAUGGCGAAAUCACCGACUCUACGCUCUCGCUUUUUGUGCCCGGCGUGGGCCGUGUGACUGAUGCAUAUCCCACUACCUCAACGACGACCAUAAAACCAAAGGCAGCAACAUUGACGCCCACCCCAAUCAUCAGCACCAAGGCUUCCCCAACCGUCGGAACCAAGAGCACCAGCAGCACCACCUCCACAGAGAUGCCAGGGAUCACCACCGAAAGCUCGAAGCACAGAAGACCAGAAGCAACGUCAGAGGCUUCCGAUAACCUGAGUUAUUACUCAACCACCGAUUCAUCUUCAACGGAUAGAACAGAGCCAAUUUGAGAGAGAUAAAGAACCUGAUGAACUUUACAAUUA